AUGAACAGCAACGUUGAACCACACUCUGGGUACAAUACACGUUCCUACACUGAGAUUUUGAAUCUUUAUAAGAAUAUUAUCCUUUCCUCAUCACCUUUUUCAGAUAAUUGGCAGGAUCUUGAGUUUAAACAGGUUGAUGGAUUUGGAAGAAAAGGUGAUGUAAUCAUGAUGUACUUGCAAUUUUGUAAUAGGGAAAUCUCAUCUGGAUUAGGAGAAAAAACGAAAAUUCAAGAACUGCUUGAAAAGGGAGGAAAACUAAAUCAAGAAGAGAUUAAAGAGAUUUUUGAGAGAUUUGACUAUAAUGGAAAUGGCAUCCUAUCACUUGCUGAAAUUGAUAAAGCUAUAGCUGAAACCUACCCGCUUCUUGCAAAAGAUAAGCCUGCUCUUAUGCGAGCUUACAAAGCUGCUGACGCUUCAAAGGAUGGUUUCAUUGACUCGAAUGAAUUUGGUCGUCUCCUCGAUCUUCUUUAUUACUAUAAUGAUGUAUACAAGAAGUUUAAGAAACUCGACAAAAAUAAUGACAAACGUAUCAAUUAUCAAGAGUUCAAGGAGGGACACAAGAUGAUUGGAAUAAAAGUGGCUUCAGAGAAAGACCUUAAAGCAGAAUUUGAUAAAAUCGAUGCGAACGGUGGAGGGUAUAUCCUCUUUGAUGAGUUUUGUCUUUUUGUUUCCAAGAAAAAACAGCAUGAUGAUAAGGAGGCCGAAAAAGCUGAAAAUGUUGAAAAUGCCGAAAAACCUAUUGAACAAUAA
Entrophospora candida is the source of this 750-nucleotide messenger RNA. The record is from the annotation of a GenBank genome assembly. NCBI's taxonomy places the organism in Eukaryota, Fungi, Glomeromycota, Glomeromycetes, Entrophosporales, Entrophosporaceae.